AUGUUUUUCCCUCCACCAUCACCAUAUGAUCAACAUCCACAUCCACAUCGUCCUCGACAUCAUUCAUCAAGUUCACCUAAAAAACAUUCUAAAGACAAUGAUCAACAACGAACAGAUUAUAUAAUUGAUACAUUUUUAAAAAAUUUUGGUAAUGAUAUGCUUGAAAAUCCUAAAGGAUGGCGUACUCGAUUUUCUAAAAUGGCUGCAAAUCCAUUUGCAUUUUAUCGUGGUUCAGCUGUUAUAUUUUAUCGUGACAUGCUAAGUGAUUCACAAUAUGAUCCAUGGUUAAAAAAUUGUAAAGAAGCAUCACAUGUAUUUAUUCAUGGUGAUCUUCAUGCUGAAAAUUUUGGUACAUAUAUUGAUCGAUAUGGUCUUAUUAAUUUUGAUGUGAACGAUUUUGAUGAAGGUUAUAUUGCUCCAUUUACAUGGGAUGUUAAACGUUUAGUAGCAAGUAUAAAUUUAAUAAUAUAUUCAAAAGCAUUUAGUGAUGCAAAAAUUGCACAACUUAUUCGUUGUCUUGUUUCUUCAUAUUUAAAACAAGUUUAUGAAUAUUGUCAAACACCUAAUCAACGUCAUGUGGCAAUAACAAGUGAAAAUACAAGUGGAACAGUUAAUAAAUUAUUAAAAGAAUCACGUUUGGGUUCAAAAGAAGAUCAUUUAAAUAAAAUGACAAAAAUAGAAAAUUUUGAAAGAAAAUUUAUUCGAUCGAAAAAUAUAAAAGAUGUUGAUGAACAAUUACGUAAUCAAAUAGUACAAGCAUUUCAAGAAUAUCUACAAACAAUACCAGAAAGUAAAAAAGAGACACCAUGGCCAUAUAAAGUAAAAGAUAUUGUAGCACGUACUUCACCUGGUAUAGGAUCAGCAGGUCGAACAUCAUAUAGUUUAUUAGUACAAGGAAAAACACAAGCAUUAGAAAGUGAUGUUAUUAUAUUUAUGAAACCAGCAGUACGAUCAGCUGUAUCUAGUGUUAUUAAAGAUCAAAAUCUUGCAUAUUAUUUUCAACAUGAUGGUUUACGAACUGUUCUAUGUGCUUAUGCAAUGCAUGCUGUUACAUCGAAAUGGUUAGGUUAUGCAACAGUUAAUAAUCAAAUACCGAUGGUAGUUGAUGAAGUUGCAACUCAUAACAGAGAUCUUGAAUGGAAUAAUAUUAAUGAUUAUGAAGAUAUUUGUGAAACAAUUGAAUAUUUGGGUAAAGCUAUGGCAAAAAUACAUUGUAUAGCUGAUGUUGAUUCGAUUGAACGAGAAAAACAUGCACAACUUCAUACUAAUUUAUUACCAUUACAUAUUAUACCAACACAUACAGAAAGAACUAUUCAAAAGGCUAUUGGUGGAAAUGAUGAAGGUUUUAUUCAACAUAUGGUUUCAUUUGCUAUGUCAUAUGGUGAUAGAGUUCGUCGUGAUCAUCAACUCUUCUUUGAAGCAUUUCGUAAUGGAAAAAUUCCCAAUUUAGAUGUGAAUCAAUCUCAACCACAAAACUAUGGUGGUGUUAAUUAUCUAUAUUGA
Rotaria sp. Silwood1 is the source of this 1503-nucleotide messenger RNA. The record is from the annotation of a GenBank genome assembly. Lineage: Eukaryota; Metazoa; Rotifera; Eurotatoria; Philodinida; Philodinidae.